UCGGAUCGUUCCUGAGAGUGACACAUCAAGAUGGCGGAACGGGAGGAAGAGGUGAGGGGGUUUGUCGCUGUUACAGAUGUUGAUGAAGAAAGGGCCCGUUUCUUCCUAGAGUCAGCCGGCUGGGAUCUACAGCUUGCUCUAGCCAAUUUCUUUGAGGAUGGAGGAGAUGAUGAUAUUGCCGCCAUCCCUCAGCCAGAGCCCAGCUCUGUGUCUCGAUCCACAGGGCCAAGUGAACACAGAGUGACAUCCUUUAGAGAUCUGAUGCAUGAGGAUGAAGAUGAGAGUGGUGAUGAGGAAGGGCAGAGGUUCUUUGCUGGUGGGUCGGAACACAGUGGGCAGCAGAUUGUUGGUCCUCCCAAAAAGAAAAGCUCAAAUGAGCUGGUUGAGGACUUGUUCAAAGGUGCUAAGGAGCAUGGAGCAGUCCCUGUUGACAGAGCAGGAAAAGGACUGGGAGAAUCCAGCAAGUCCAAGCCUUUUGGUGGGGGUGGCUAUCGGUUGGGUGCAGCACCAGAGGAGUCAUCGACUUAUGUAACUGGAGAGAGGAGGAAGUCCAGUAGUUCGCAAGAUGUCGUUGUGGUGCUGAAACUCUGGAAGACUGGCUUUAGCCUUGAUGAUGGGGAGCUUAGGAACUACAGUGAUCCUGGAAAUGCCCUCUUCCUGGAGGCUAUCCGCAGAGGGGAGAUUCCUCUGGAAUUGAGACAGCGUUCCCGGGGUGGUCAGGUAAACCUGGACAUGGAAGACCAUCGGGAUGAAGACUUCUCCAAAGCCAAACCUGCAUUCAAAGCUUUUGCUGGAGAAGGACAGAAACUCGGCAGUGCAACGCCAGAGUUGGUGUCACUCCAAAGAACCCCGCAGGACCAGGCUGCCAGUGAAGCUCAGGCUAGUGCUUCCAUCAGUGUGGAUAGCUCUCAACCUGUCACCAGUAUCCAGAUCAGAUUGGCCGAUGGAGCCCGACUGGUGCAGAAGUUCAACCACACCCACAGGGUGUCAGAUGUGCGUCAGUUUGUGGCAAGUGCUCGCCCAGCUUUAGCUGCAGCAGAGUUUGUUCUCAUGACGACCUUUCCCAACAAAGAGCUGAUGGAUGAGAGUCAGACGUUGAAGGAUGCCAACCUGCUGAAUGCAGUCAUUGUGCAGCAGCUAAAGUGACAAGUGUCAUCUAGUGGCCUGGCUCUGUAAAAGCACUCUUGAGUUUUCCUUGCCUCUGAGUUAGAGACACCAGGACUAAAAAGACUUCGAAUUAAUUUUGUUUUCUUUAGUGAUGUGUUAUUACUCUGUGGCAGUUUCGUGGGCACUGGGUACUUCUGGUUGAAUAUAAUGGAGAUGAGAGGGAAGCAAUCACACUGCGAUAAAGUUUAAGGGUAUGAAGAGAGAGGAACGAAGUGGAGAUCUAAAAUUUUUUACUAUUUUAGGAUAACUGAUGAUCAUAUUCAGAUUGAAAUAAAGAGCUUUCUGAAGAGUUUUGACAUUCUUUUACCUCUGUGUUUAUCUUGCAGCUAUCUGCUGUUUCGUGUUCAGUUUUUUGGUCUCCUUGUGUCUUUCCUCUGUCUAUUCCCUCUCAACAUUUCUCAGAACUGUCUCAUCAAAACAAAAGUAGCCUUAGAUUUUAUCCCCUUGCAGAGACACUGACCUCAAAGAUCAAGAAUAACCUCAAUUGUCUACAACAAAAAUGUUUAAACUUGAUUUUCUUUUUCAUUUUUUUUUUUUACAUGAUAUUAUAAUUUUUUUAUUAUGUUUGCCUGAUUAUACAGUAAUUAUAUACAAUAAAGUUAUUAGUUGGUUGGUUAACAACCAACUUCAGUUUUGGAAGCUGUUGCUGGUUAACA
Messenger RNA from Xyrauchen texanus (razorback sucker), 1823 nucleotides. Its product is annotated as NSFL1 cofactor p47-like. The coding region runs from base 31 to 1146 and encodes 371 amino acids. The transcript has 9 exons. Gene Ontology annotation, molecular function: ubiquitin binding. Gene Ontology annotation, cellular component: cytosol; nucleus. Gene Ontology annotation, biological process: membrane fusion; Golgi organization; autophagosome assembly. The record is from RefSeq and is a predicted model, not a curated record. NCBI's taxonomy places the organism in Eukaryota, Metazoa, Chordata, Actinopteri, Cypriniformes, Catostomidae.